Penicillium brevicompactum is the source of this 1704-nucleotide messenger RNA. RefSeq names its product fungal specific transcription factor domain-containing protein. Gene Ontology annotation, molecular function: DNA binding; zinc ion binding. NCBI's taxonomy places the organism in Eukaryota, Fungi, Ascomycota, Eurotiomycetes, Eurotiales, Aspergillaceae. The transcript has 2 exons. Gene Ontology annotation, biological process: DNA-templated transcription. The coding region runs from base 1 to 1704 and encodes 567 amino acids. The record is from RefSeq and is a predicted model, not a curated record.
AUGCCGAGGGCUCCAAUGUCAGACAAGCGCCGAGCGCGUGCUGUGUGCGUGAAAUGCAAUCUAGAAGAUCGACCAGGUGGGGCCUGUAGCCGGUGUCAACAUGAAGGCCACGAAUGUCAACCUCACAUUGGUUCACGCAAGCAGAAGGCGCUUCGUACCUCACUUGCUGGGUCUAAUUUUGCCGCUGUAUCUCCUGCUCGAUCGAUCGCCGCUGGAGAACCAGAAACUAUCUCGCAAGAAAAUUCAUCAUCAUCGUUUAGUGUUCUAGGAAAUCAGCCACCAAACUGUUCAAUUCCAGUCAACGGAGCUGACAUCUCCAGGCAGCCAACUUUCAUAGAAGGAAGUGCGCUCAUUUUAGACACAAGUCAGGCAUGUCGACUCCCGCCUCCAGUCAUUGCCCAGGCUUUAUCCGACUUUUACUUCCGUGAGCUCUUCUAUCUCGUGCCAGUCUUUGACCACGGGCAGUCCGAAACUCCGAACUCUGUAUUGUUGCAGCAAGCAUUAUGUUUUGCCGGUAGUACUAUGCGACAGCCUAUGGAACCUUCAGCGGAUUGGUCCUCGUUCUCGAUAUAUGGACGAAUGAAAACAUUGUUGUUCCUUCAUCAGGACCCAAACCCCUUUCACAUGCUUGCUGCUCUAUGCGUUCUUGGAACCUGGCUUCCAUAUGCCCCCGAUGCAAUAACACUGGACAACCCGUGGCAAUGGACCGGUAUGGCUAUUCGACUUGGCAUACAACUGCACCUACACGAGGUUGGCGCAUACAGUUCAUUCACACAUCCCGGAAGAUUACGAAGAAUUUGGUGGUAUCUUUUCAUAAAUGAUACACUUCAGAUGGCAUGCUGUGGGCGCCCUGGGAUGUUCCCCUUGAAGGAAACCACUGUCCCCUUGCCUGAGAAAACUGAUUUUGAGAACCCUACUGAGCUGGGAGCUGCAUCUUUCUGUGCGCUCGCUUCUCUUUGUGUGCAUUUGAGAAAAGCCAUAGAUCUCGGAAGGCAUCAGAACACUCCACAACACGAAGUGUAUCAUGCCCUUGACGAGCUGAAAAUGUGGAGAGAACUCCUACCCAUUGAGCUAAAUUUAUUCGAGGCGGAUACCAGAAAAGCUUACAAUCGCCCUAUGGUGGAGCUCUACAUCUUCUAUCUGGUGACUGUGAUCUUAACCUGCUCACUCGGUCGACGUGAUAGCUCACCGUGUCUGAAACAUGUUUCUAUGGUUGCCUCAUCUUGCAUCUCUCGGUUGUACGAGGAAAUUCUAUACCACGAGGAUGUACAAUAUUUGCUCCCCAUUCACUCUUGGGCAAAUCUUGUCGCCGCAAUCCCACGGGCUUUCAGUGACAGUGAUCUCUUGAACCCUCACCGAACGCACGAACUCAACAUCUGUGAGCAGGUGCUGGAAACCAUGAGCAAGAAACAUACGUCCGCGUCUAUGGUUCGCGGCAAAAUCGGCAGUCUCGGCAGUUUUGGCACAAGCAUGUUUCCUCAAGCUGACGAUUCAAGCCCUAUACCCGACGAAAGAAGAAAGGAAAUGGCAAACUUGUUUUCUUUUCCCUUGAGUUUUUGUCCAAUGCUUGAUCUUUUAUCUUCAAGCAGAGUCGGAACCGACAACCUGAACGACAUCUCUGCUUUGUCCAUGGAUAGCAUGGAAGGGCAAGAUUGGCCAGUCGAUUGGUCGCUCUUCUUACUGGAACCCCUUAUGGAGGUCUAG